AUGACAACGACAAAAUAUCAUGGAGCACAAGAAAUUCGAAAAACGUACGAGGUUUCGUCUGAAACAUUGAGACGGUGGAACAACCAAGGAAAAAUAUCAAGCAUCAGAACGUCUGGUGGAAAAAGGCUGUAUUCAGUGACGGAUGUGGAAAAAAUAUUUCAAGAAAAACUCAGAACAGGGAACGACGAAGAGAGAUUGAAAACCCGAGAGAUACGAAUGUACCCAACACCGGAGGAAAGAGAAAAGUUAAAAAGAUGGAUGGGAACUGUGAGGUGGACAUACAACAAGGUUCUCGGAAUGAUGCAGGACGACGGGAUAAGUGAUAUGAACAUUAUAAGGAAGCAUUACCUGAACGAUGAAUGUUUUACAAACGAAGAAUUGUCAUGGGUGAAGGAAACACCAAGGGAAAAUGAAAUACAAAACAAAAAAAGAUCGUUCGCAAACUAUCUCGAUACUAGCAAGAGACUGGAAUCGAAAGAAAGGUGCAUUCGCAUUCCUGAAGACUGUGACGGUGUCAGAAAGACUACCAGAAAUAAAUCACACCGUGAACGUAACCAUGAACAGAUUGGGUCAUUUCUACGCGUGCGUGUACGUACCUUUAUGACUGGUUAUGAUCCCGAUGGUCGAAUUGUAGAGUGGGGUAACGGUGAUCUCAACAAGAUAUUUAGAUUAUCGAAGAAAUACGAUAAAUUACAAAAAGACAAGGAUCUGGCGAUCGGGCGAAAAAAUAAACGUAAAAGAUACAAAUUGAAGAUAAAGAUGUAUAGGAUCAUUGUCAGAAUUAGGAACUUGAUCAACGAAUGUCAUCAUCAACUUGCUCGUUGGUUAUGUGAGAAUUACAAGAUCAUAUUAAUACCAAAAUUCGAAACCUCGAACAUGGUUCUUAAAAACAAGAGAAAGAUCAGGGAAUUUACGAGUUGUAAAGUUAUCGAAUGCACCGAAGAAUACACAUCUAAAACAUGCGGUAACUGCGGAUCGAUCAAUAAAAAACUCGGUGGAUCCAAGAUUUUUAGAUGUGAAUCUUGUAGUUUAGAAAUAGAUAGAGACAUGAACGGUGCCAGAAAUAUCUUACUCAAACGUAUCACAGAGGUUUUCUCAAUAACUUUUACCUACUCCUCACCAUAUGAUAAAAUCGAAAAUGAUGCACUCGCAAAUAUUACAGUCAAAAAUGAUACAUUUGAAGAACAGGAUAUUAAAUUCUUUUGUCGAAACGGAGCAAGCCUAAAUUGUUGUCCUCACCUAGCGAACAGAAUCGCUUAUGAAAAUUAUUCUCGGUGUGCUUCAAUAAUCAUCAUAAAUAAUAGUGGUUAUAAUAUGACAUUGGAUGUUGUAAAUCUUGAAGAUGGUCGUUGGGUCACUUCAGAUGAUUAUGGAGAUGAUUCUAUCGACAUAAAUUUGCAAGGUUAUAUUAGUUAUAUCAUUGAAGAUGAUAGGUCAAGUCAAUUUAUAAUCUCCUGGGAAGUUUCUACACUUGGUCCACCUAUGUAUUAUUUUGGUUUUCUUGAUGGGUCGUAUAUGCAAGAUUAUAAUGUAAAGUUCGAUUAUAGCCUUGGAGAAACGAUAUAUCAAGUUAAAAUUGACAAGAAAACACCAUUUCCUAUGUCUUGGCUUAUACCAAUAUCCUUGUUCGUGUUCUUUAUUACUAUACCAUUAUGUUGUCAGUUUAUGUCCAAUGAGCAAAAAGUGGUUGGAACCGUUGGACAAAAUUCUUAUAAUGUUUCCAAUGCCAAUGCCAAUGAUCAACCACCUCCUUAUCAUCAAAUUUAUCCCUGA
Messenger RNA from Dentiscutata erythropus, 1773 nucleotides. NCBI's taxonomy places the organism in Eukaryota, Fungi, Glomeromycota, Glomeromycetes, Diversisporales, Gigasporaceae. The record is from the annotation of a GenBank genome assembly.